CCGUCAGGCCGAGCCUUCCAUUAUAGCCGCCACCGGAACAGGUACAACCCCAGCGAGCUUCUCCAGCGCUUCCAUGUCCGUUCACGGCGGUGGAAACUCCAUGUCCUUUCCCUCGACAUCCUCGUCUCUCGACCAUAAACCCUUGUCGGGUCCGUCUCCUUUCAUACUCGGGAAGCGUGUCAGAGCAGAGGAAGAUUCUGGCGGCGGAUGCGGCGGCGUAGGUAAGGACGACGGGGGAGUUACGUCGGUGGGUCACACAAUGGGUUCGUUCGUGGGGUCAGCUACACAAGCUGGGUUCUGGGCAGUACCGGCGAGACCCGACUUCGGACAGGUUUGGAGCUUCUCCGCGGCGGCGGGAGCUCCCAUGUCGGCGUCCAUAACGCAGCAACCGGCUGCGCUCUUCGUCCACCAGCAACAGCAGGCUGCCGCCGCCAUGGGAGAGGCCUCGGCGGCGAGAGUGGGAAACUAUCUCCCGGGCCAUCUCAACUUGUUAGCCUCUUUGUCGGGUGGGGCAGCACGGUCGGGUCGGAGAGAGGAGGAUCCACGUUGACUCCGAACCCGCGAUCGAAACCAAGGGUUUUUAGGACUUCGGUGCAAGAUUUGUUUUCGGGAGAAGCUUUUUUUGUGGAGAGAGACAGAUUGAACAGUGUUGAACGCCAUAAAAGCUCUGGUCUGCUAAUGGGUCUGGAUCAGCUAUUUGUCCUCUUCAUUAAUUAUGCCAUAAAGGGACAGCUUCAUCGGCUGUCCUGACACAGAAACCGCGGAGUGGUUUCACGUUGCCCCCUGUCUGGUUUUCCGGCGAGUCAGUGCCGUUGUUGAGUUUGAAUCCUCAUCAUCAAGAUUCAUAUUUGUUCUCCCUAAUCUCUGUCAAUUAACCACUAUAUGUAUAUUGGAAUUUUUUGACCUCUGUCUUCUCCUAUGGUUCUUGUCUGAUCCGUUAAGAUCCCUAACUACGCUGUCUGCUGUGUAUUAUAUAAGUGGAUCGUUUUGGGGUUUGAGUAUUUCGUGAAUGAGAGCAGAGGAUGCAAAAACAAACAAACAAACUUUUUUUAAAAAAUAAAAAAUAAAAAAAGGGUAA
Molecule: messenger RNA, 1078 nt
Organism: Tarenaya hassleriana
Lineage: Eukaryota; Viridiplantae; Streptophyta; Magnoliopsida; Brassicales; Cleomaceae
Product: transcription factor TCP7
Source: RefSeq, a predicted model, not a curated record